This is a messenger RNA of Punica granatum (pomegranate), 1476 nucleotides long. NCBI's taxonomy places the organism in Eukaryota, Viridiplantae, Streptophyta, Magnoliopsida, Myrtales, Lythraceae. The record is from RefSeq and is a predicted model, not a curated record.
CUAUCUAAAGCUCUAUAGCUAGUACAAGAACAAACAUCAUUUUUUUCUGUCUUUCUGCAAAGCUCUCGGUCCCCACCUCUGGAACCCCGCAACUCUUCGCUUGUCCAUACCCGAUUCCGAUAAUCAGACCGAAUCGACCGGCCAGUUUCAUUUUGAGCUGUGCUUCAGCUGGGCGAUAGCUUGGUCGGUUUUGAGAACUCGGGAUGCUGAGAUGUUGGACGGGAGCUUGACCUUGACCAUGUACCUCAACGCCACAGGAGCAACUUGCUCGCCACUUCUUGCUGGCAAGACUAACAAGAGGAUGAGUCUGUGCUUAGCAAGAUCGAGCCCGCCCGAAGACCUUCGGCUGUCUUCGAUUUCGACCUCCACCACGGACGAGUCUCUGAAUAUCCUGGAAUCGAGAAAAUCCUCGGGCCGCAAGAGAAGUCCUCGGUCCAACACUCUGCUCAGCCCCGGAAAGACAGUCGGGAUCAUCGGUGGGGCAUCGGUGUUCUCCACUCUUGUCUUCUUGGAGAAGAUCGUGUGGUGGAGCUCGAGAGAUGGGGAGGAAGCCAUCCCUUUCGUGGUCUGCAAUGAUCCCCAACUGAGCAGGGAGCUUGCAUCCCUAAGUACUCUAAGGAGAGACUCAAACAGCAUUUCGGAUUUGAAUCCAAUUGGGAUAAUAGAAAACUUGAGGGGCAAGCGAUCAUUCCUCAAGAAGGCGGGUGCUGGGUGCAUAGUGAUGCCCUGCCACUUGUUGCACGUUUGGCACAAGGAAGUGGCCCAAGGCUGUAAACUGCCAUUCCUUCACGCCGGCGAAUGCUUAUCCUGGGAGCUUAAAAGGGCAAAUCUGAAGCCACUCGAGGCUGGGAGCAAUGUGAGGGUCGGGAUUCUCGGGACAGAUUCAAUAUUAAUGGCCAGGACUUAUCAGGAGAACCUAGAGAGGCAGGGCUUUGAAGCUGUGCUGCCGGACAAGGCGACAAUGGAGCACUUGGUAAUCCCCGCGAUAGAAGCAUUGCAGAGGAAAGACAUUGAAGGUGCAAGAAAUCUCCUGAGGAUCGCAAUUCAAGACCUACUUAUCCGAGCAGUGAAGGUGGUGAUCCUAGCUUCUGAUGAAAUGCAGGGUAUCCUCCCUCGUGAUGACCCUCUCCUCAAGAAAUGCAUUGACCCUAUGGACUCAUUGGUGAGGUCGACCAUAGAAUGGGCUAAACGCAAAGAAAAGUUUCACGAGGAAACGGGAACUUGAACUUAUUUAAUGGCCAGAGGCUGUGCAUGUGAAAUCCUGGUAUGCUCUCGCUCUCUCGUUAUCCUUCGGAGAUACGUGAGCAAAAAGAAUAGUAUUCCAGGAAUGUCGGAACUUUUUUCGGAACUCUUACUUCUCUUGGAACCUAUUUUUUUAGUUUAUUUGGAUAAUUAUAUAGUAUGGACUGUCAUCUCAAACUUGAGAUAAAUGCUCUUAAAAUCUAUGAAAUGGUCUCCAAAUUAUCAGUAUUCAAA